This is a messenger RNA of Eublepharis macularius, 5241 nucleotides long. RefSeq lists its product as uncharacterized. Lineage: Eukaryota; Metazoa; Chordata; Lepidosauria; Squamata; Eublepharidae. The transcript is spliced from 5 exons. The record is from RefSeq and is a predicted model, not a curated record. Gene Ontology annotation, molecular function: RNA-DNA hybrid ribonuclease activity; nucleic acid binding; zinc ion binding. Gene Ontology annotation, biological process: virion assembly; proteolysis; DNA integration.
AUGGAGGCACAGCUCCUGGUCCUUGAUAGGGGGAGGAAAACAGGCCCACGACCGGGAGAGCUACAGCUACAGGAGAGUCUCUAUCCAGUUCUGCCCGCUAGGGGAGCCCCAGUCAGCUCCACUGCUCCACUUGAUGCAGGCCUCCGCCCAAAGACGAAGUUAGUGCAACAGGCCCCAGAAGACGAAAUGUCUCCCCCGCCCUAUGUGCCUGAGGAAGAAAGUGGAAGGACAACCCCGCCAGUGACGCGGUCGCAGGCGCAGAAAAAGCAGGUUGAGGAAGAAGGUGCAGGAGAGGAGGAGAUUCAGAAGCCAACAUUUGAAGGAGAGGCUACUAAUACUUGCCCCUUAAGGGAGACCGUGGACCCUAGAACAGGAGCAACCCGGCUAAUUUAUCAACCAUUCACCACCACUGAUUUAUACAAUUGGAAGACCCAGACCCCUUCAUUUUCGGAACAGCCUGAGCCAGUGACCACCUUAUUUGGGUCAAUCAUUAAUAGCCACCAGCCAACCUGGCAGGACUGCAAUCAGCUCCUGAUCACAUUCUUUAAUACUGAGGAGCGUAAGCGUAUAAUUCAGGGGGCAAAGAAAUGGUUGUUAACUUUUAAAAAGGAUGGUGAAGAUGAUGAAACAAUAUUAAAGGCUGCUUUCCCAGUAGAAGAUCCAUUGUGGGACCCCAAUAAUAAGGACCAUAAGGAUAGAUUGGCUAUAUACCAACAGGCUAUACUGAAAGGAAUACAGGCGGCAGGGAAGAAAGCAACAGAUAUGCGUAAGAUACAGGAGUGCCAUCAAAAACCUGAUGAGCCUCCUGGGGCAUUUUUAGAGAGAAUUUAUGAAACUUACCGGCAAUACACGCCAUUUGACCCAGAGGCAGAUGAGAAUAAACGGAUGGUUCUUACCACCUUUGUCAGCCAGGCAGCAGGGGAUAUAAGAAGGAAACUACAGAAGCAAGAUGGCUUCCUAGGCAUGAAUAUAGAGCAGAUCCUGGAGAUAGCACAUAAGACUUUUAUUAACAGGGAACAGGAAGAAAAGAGGCAAAGUGAGAGGAAGAUGAAGAAGAAAGCAGAGUUGUUAGCAGUAGCCCUGACGCAAUUUCCACAGCGCGGGGCACCCCAAGGAAGGGGAAGGGGAGCCGGGAUUGGAAGAAGGGUUCAGAGGCCCCUGGGCCCCAAUCAAUGUGCCUACUGCCACCAAGAGGGCCAUUGGAAGAACGAGUGUAGAGAAAGGUUGCAGAAUGUCAGAGGACGUGGAAGGGGACGAGGUGGUUACCGAGGAAGAAGAGAUGGCUAUGGGAAUCGGGGAAUAGAGCCCAUGGUCGAAAUUUCUGUAGGGGGCCAAAACAUAUCUUUCCUGGUAGAUACAGGGGCUGAACAUUCAGUUGUAACACAGCCAGUGGCCCCAGUGACAGGGAAAACAAUAGUUGUAAGGGGGGCAACAGGGGUUUGCCAGAGACAACCUUUCCUGGCUGCCCGGACUUGUAAUCUUGGCUCACAUGUUGUGCGCCACCAGUUUUUAUAUGUGCCCCAGUGCCCUGUCCCAUUGCUAGGCCGAGACCUGCUGUCUAAAUUGCGGGCUACUAUUUCAUUUGAAAAAUCAGAAGAUGUGACCCUAGGAAUUGGUUCCCCUGCUAUGAGUUCCAUAGAUACAGGAGCAUACGUAUUAGAGUGCCCUCUAGAGGAAGAAUGGAGGCUCUACCAGCUUAGGGGCAGUGAACAAUCACCUUCACUAUCACAGGAAUAGAAUCGAUUUCCAGGGGUCUGGGCAGAAGACAAUCCUCCAGGAUUGGCAAGGCUCCAUACCCCUAUAGUAGUUCAGAAAGAACCUGGAGCCCAACCCAUCCGUAUAAGACAAUAUCGUCUUCCUACUGCAGCAAUACAGGGCAUACAGAAACACCUAGACCACCUCCUCAAGUAUGGCAUCCUGAAGGAGUGUCAGUCUCCUUGGAACACCCCCUUGCUGCCAGUCCAGAAGCCAGGAGGGGAUUAUAGGCCAGUGCAAGAUCUGCGGGCAGUUAACCAACGAACUGUAACAAUCCACCCUAUGGUGCCUAACCCCUACACUUUGUUAGGCCUUGUCCCGCAGAGGGCGAACUACUUUAGCGUUUUGGACAUCAAAGAUGCGUUCUUCUGUCUGAGGCUCGCCCCUGUUAGCCAGCCCCUUUUUGCCUUCCAAUGGGAAGAUCAGCAUACAGGUCGUAAGUUACAGUAUACCUGGACAAGGCUUCCCCAAGGCUUCAAGAAUAGCCCUGUGUUGUUUGGCCAAGCAUUGGCCCAAGACUUAGCUCAUUUUCCCCUUGACCCCGAACAAGGGGUGUUGCUGCAAUACGUUGAUGACUUGUUGGUGGCAGCAGUGGGAUGGGAGGUAUGCUAUGAGGCUACCCAGAAGUUACUUGAAGUCCUCCAUGAGGCAGGCUAUAAAGUGUCUCGGAAGAAAGCCCAGUUAUGUCAGCCCCGAGUAAAGUAUUUAGGCUUUGAAAUAUCAGAAGGAACCAGAUCCCUGGGACAUGAGCGUAAGGAAGCUGUUUGUUCCAUUCCAGAACCCAAGUCCCGUAGGCGUGUGAGGGAGUUCCUAGGAUCUGCAGGUUAUUGUCGGAUAUGGAUUCCUAAUUUUGCGGAGAUAGCACGGCCACUAUAUGAAGCCACAAAGGGGGGAGAACACGACCCAUUCUUAUGGGGAGAAGAGCAGAGGCAAGCUUUCAGAACUUUAAAGCAACAACUGUUAGAGGCCCCAGCUCUUGGCCUGCCAGAUCUUAUGAAGCCCUUCUGUCUUUUCGUGCAUGAGCGAAACGGCACUGCAGCGGGAGUAUUAACUCAGCGUUUGGGAAACUGGGAACGACCUGUAGCCUACCUGUCAAAACAGUUGGAUGUUGUGGCAAAAGGCUGGCCAGCCUGCCUCCGUGCAGUGGCAGCCACAGCAGAGCUAGUUAAAGAUUCACAGAAGCUGACCUUAGGACAGAAGGUCUGUGUAAAGGUUCCCCAUUCAGUACUUGCCUUGAUGGACUAUAGGGGGAGCUACUGGUUCACAAAUGUUCGCAUGACUCGAUAUCAGGGGCUUUUGUGUGAGAACCCACAGGUUGAGAUCGGGGUGAUUAGUGCCCUUAAUCCAGCGUCACUACUCCCUGUUAGUGAUGAAUGUCCAGAACAUGACUGUCUCCAGACUAUGGACGAAGUAUAUUCUAGUCGAAAGGACUUGACUGAUGUUCCCAUGCCAAACGCAGAUAUAGAUUAUUUUACUGAUGGCAGCAGUUUUGUUGACCAGGGAAUAAGACGUGCGGGGUAUGCUGUUGUCACUCAUGUGAAAGUCAUUGAGGCCAAGCCCCUACCUGCUAAUACCUCUGCCCAAAAGGCGGAACUCAUUGCCUUAACAAGGGCCCUUCAACUGGCCGAAGGAUUAAAGGUUAAUGUCUGGACUGACUCAAAAUACGCUUUCCUUACUCUGCAUGCUCAUGGGGCACUAUAUAAAGAGAAGGGCCUUAUCACUGCCUCUGGGAAGGGAAUUAAGAAUGGCCCUGAAAUUCUGCAGUUGCUUCAGGCUGUCCAUGCCCCACUGAAAGUAGCAGUGAUGCACUGUCGGGCACACCAGAAACCAUUAAGUCCUGUAGCUAGGGGAAACCGGCGGGCAGAUGAGGCUGCAAAGGCAGCUGCUAGGGAAGAAUAUUUGCAACCGUCUCCUCUUCAAUGCCCUGUUUUCCAAGUCCAAGUGUCCGAAUGGACCCCUAAAUACUCUCAAGAGGAGGAAGAUUGGGCCAGUACACAGAAUGUCCAGCGACAUCAUGGAUGGCUCCAGUUCCCUGAUGGGAGGCUCUUUGUACCAGAGUCAGUUGCUCAUGCUAUAGUGCGGACUGCCCAUGAAGCCACACAUUAUGGAAAAUCUGCGCUAGCUGAACUGUUAAACAGGGACUUGUACAUCGCUAAGUUGCAUGGACUGUGUGCGGCAGUGUCUAGAAGUUGCGCUGUCUGUGCCAGAAAUAACCCCCGACAAGGGCCAGGUCCUCCUCCUGGGUUCCAGCCCCCUGGGUCUCUGCCGUUUCAAUCGCUGGUAGUAGAUUUCACUGAAUUACCACGGUGCCAGGUCUUUCGAUAUCUGUUGGUGUUCGUUGAUUCCUAUUCUGGGUGGGUAGAAGCAUUUCCCACAAAGACUGAGAAGGCAGGGGAAGUUAUCAGGUGCCUGCUUCGGGAAAUUAUUUGUAGGUGGGGCCUGCCAGCCAUAAUCGGGAGUGACAACGGCCCAAGUUUUAUUGACAAAAUAGUCCAAGGUGUGUCUAGGUUGCUAGGAAUCCGAUGGAAGUUGCAUACAGCAUACAGACCUCAAAGUAGUGGUCAAGUGGAAAGAAUGAAUAGGACCCUUAAAACUCAAUUAGCAAAAAUAUGUCAGGAAACUGGUCUGCAGUGGCCACAAGCCCUGCCCAUAGUUCUUUUCCAAGUCCGUUGCCGGCCAAAUAAGCGUACAAAACUGUCCCCAUUUGAACUGAUGUUUGGCAGGCCAGCCCCUAUUUUGCAAGGUAUAACUGGAGACCCCUGUCAGCUAGGAGAUUUGGUGCUCAGGGAACAAGUUAUGGCACUGGGCAAAACGUUACAGCAAUUACGGAAGUAUGUAGGGGAACAACAGCCCCUCCCUGUGUUUAACCCAGUGCAUAAGUAUCAACCAGGGGAUGAGGAGGUGGCACAAGAAGUACCAGUCCCGGUUCCUGGACGGAAUCUCUUUCUAACACUAGCAGAACAGAUAGCUGCUUCCCUAAAUGUUACUGAUUGUUGGCUAGGCCAAACUCUGGGAAUCCCCUUGUUUGAUGAUUUGCAACACUCUAAGCGAUCAAUAGACAUCGGGGGGACUCAAUGGGGAGACAAGUGGCCUCCACAGAGAAUUAUAGAGUAUUAUGGUCCUGCUACGUGGGCACAAGAUGGGUCCUGGGGCUAUCGAACUCCAGUUUAUAUGUUAAACCGCAUAAUCCGGCUUCAAGCAGUCCUUGAAAUAAUAACAAACCAGACUGCUUCAGCCCUAGAGCUUUUGGCCCGACAGCAGACUCAGAUGAGGGCUGCUAUCUAUCAAAAUAGAUUGGCUUUAGAUUACUUGCUGGCAGAGGAAGGAGGUGUAUGUGGGAAAUUUAAUUUAACUGAUUGCUGUCUUCGUAUUGAUGACAAUGGGCAAGCGGUCACGAACAUAGCUUCUAACAUCCACUACUGUUUCAAAGAUGACAAUGUUGGCGACCCCAGUGUCAACUCCGCCCACAAGGGAAUUUGCCCCUAG